Geodia barretti is the source of this 1702-nucleotide messenger RNA. NCBI's taxonomy places the organism in Eukaryota, Metazoa, Porifera, Demospongiae, Tetractinellida, Geodiidae. The record is from the annotation of a GenBank genome assembly.
UCCAUGCCGCGUGUGAGAGAGCGCCUUGCGGCCGGCCAGGUUGCGGGUGUUGGGUGAAAGAUGUACGGUCGAGGAGUGAGGCUGUUGACUCAGCCAGCCCUCAGCACGGCUCCAGGAGUGGGUCCCGGGACAUACCGGGUCGACGAUGGGAGGAGGCAUGCUGGAGAGAGCUAUGCUCCGUUCUGUUCAAUGGCUGUGAGGAAGUCGUUCCUGACGGUGGACCAGCAGUUGGCCACUGCCCCUGGCCCCUCCCACUACACUCCGGAUCUGGAGGACCAUGUGAAGGGAGGUGACUCUCUCAAGAGCAAGGCUGAGAGGUUCCGGGACAGGUUGUCGAGGACCCCAGGUCCAGGGACCUACUCCGUCUCCAAGAGAUCUGACUGGCUGAGGAAGACAUACCCUCCACCCUCACCUGAGGUUAUAGACCCCAAGCACACUCCCGUCCUGCACACCUACCAGGAGCCUCGCUCUGCGUCUCUGCGGGAAGACUGGGACACGGGAAGGCUCCGUUUGGACAGACCUCACUUCGCUUCAGGAGAAACAGAAGAGACAGGGAAAUACCUGUAUUUACCACAUAGCUAUGUUGCUGUCCAGGGAUUACAACAACAAUCACAUGACAUCGCUAGUUUGUUGAACCUCUCCCGGAUGAUCUCAUGGACUGUAAAUAACAAUACAGUGGACAAUUAUACCACAGAGCACUGUUUGACUCUCCAGAUGCCCAAGGAUACUUGCUACAAAGCUUCUUGUAUGUUUCAUGGGACGUACAAGUGCCCGUUUGGUAGCACGUCGGUGAGGACUGCCCCUCUAAUUAAGAAGGACGUCAUCCUCGGCCCUGGCCCCGCCCACUACCAGCCGUCUGAGUCGCAGACUGUCGAGCCGGGAGACGGUGGGCGGAGUCAGCAGCCGCGGGAGACUAAACCCAGCUACACCUUUGCCUCCACCACCAGUCGCCUCUACUCUCUUCCCUCCAUUGUCACUGACAUUCCUCCUCCAGAUCGAGCUCCAUCCAGGGUAACUAAGAGAUCAAUGAGAGGGGCGUUCCUGUCAUCAUCGUCUCGUUCUGCACCUCCGCGAGACAUCAUGCUGGAGGAGCCGGACGUCAUGAAUCCAGGUCCUGGUCAGUACGACUACCAGAAUCCCCUGGGAAGAGGCAAGCCUGGCCUCCUGUGUCAGAGAGAUCUCAGAUUUAAACCCAUCGGCAACAAAGUGCCUGGUCCUGGAGCUUACACUCUGAGUAAGGGAUACAAGGACACGGUUCUCCAGGGAACAUACAACGCAACCCUCGACAACCCCCUCACCUCCUCCUCUUCCUCUGACCAACACGGUCCUGAGAGGACGACCAAAAAACAGACUCUAGUAGUUGAGACUUAGCAUGCAACAUUACCACCUUCAUGCCAUUAUUAUUAUACUUAUUAUAUAUCAGCACUGUGUAUCUCACGGGAGUUUAGAGCGACAGGAUCACGUGACACUCGCUCCCGAGUGGGGGGCAGUUUGCGUUCUGGAGUGAAAAUUCAAAACCGUACUACAUUUUCCAUAUUAUAUAACACAAUCAUUUGCAACAUGGAAUUUAUAGCACAGGUGGUACUUUGAUACACCCACGCAUAGUUACUACAGAAAAUGUCACCAAAACAGAAGAAAGUCUUUAGGAAAUGAGAUUGAUGUAGUUGGGGUCACUGUCCAGAAGACUGAACAAUAUCUCCAU